AUGAAUUUCUUAAAAAAUCGUUCAAUCAUCACUUUAAAUUAUCGAUUAAAAUUUUCACGUACAUUUUUUACAUCUUUACAAUUAAGAAAUAAUCAAUCAGAAUUUCUUAUUUCAUCUUGGAAAUCUAAACUUGACGAAAACAUUGAUACAAGAGAAGAAACUUUAUUUCCAACUCCACUUCAACUUCUUUCAAUUACUUUAAAUCGUAAAGAAAUAAUUAAUAAUAUCCCAUCAACUCAACCUCCACCUAAUGGAACUCCAUUACCACCAAAUUAUCAUUUAGUAUAUUUUACUCCAAGAAAUUAUGAAAAUGAAUUAACAAAAGAUGGUUAUAAAAUUCAUUAUUCACCACCUGCUCCAUUUUUAAGACGUAUGUGGGCAGGAGGUGAAUUAAAAUUUAAUCAUGAAAAUCAAUUAAGAGUCGGUCAAAAUGCAAAAUUGAUUACUAAACUUCGUAAAGUAGAUUAUAAAAUUGGAAAAUUAGGUGAAAAUGUUUUUAUUUGGAUUGAUAAUGAUAUUAAUAAUGAAAAUGGUUGGUGUAUAAAAGAUACUAUUUGUGUGGCUUACAUGCCUGCAAAGAAUUUAUCUCCUGAAUUUGAGAAAGUUAUAUUACCUACUUCAGUUCUAUUGUUUCGUUAUUCGGCCUUAACAUUCAAUAGCCAUCGUAUUCAUUAUGAUCAUAUUUAUUCAAAAGAGACUGAAGGAUAUCCUGGUUGUUUGGUCCAUGGUCCGCUCAUUUGCACUCUUCUUCUUGAUUUAAUUCGCGAUAAUUUACCAAAUUCUUACAUCAAAACUUUCAAUUAUAAAGCGUUAAGCCCUUUAUAUGUUGAUGAAGAAUUUAAAGUUUGUGGGAAAAAGUGUCAUACUAAUAAUGCGUCUAUAGAUGUUUGGGCCGAAAAUGUACAUGGUGGAAUUGCUAUGAAAGGAACUGCUAUUAUCG
Dentiscutata heterogama is the source of this 940-nucleotide messenger RNA. The record is from the annotation of a GenBank genome assembly. Lineage: Eukaryota; Fungi; Glomeromycota; Glomeromycetes; Diversisporales; Gigasporaceae.